This is a messenger RNA of Gallus gallus (chicken), 563 nucleotides long. RefSeq names its product histone cluster 1, H4d (gene H4C34). Gene Ontology annotation, molecular function: protein heterodimerization activity; DNA binding; structural constituent of chromatin. Gene Ontology annotation, cellular component: nucleosome. The record is from RefSeq and is a predicted model, not a curated record. Gene Ontology annotation, biological process: nucleosome assembly. The transcript has a single exon. Bases 34 to 345 code for a protein of 103 amino acids. NCBI's taxonomy places the organism in Eukaryota, Metazoa, Chordata, Aves, Galliformes, Phasianidae.
GCCACAGCUGCUGAGGAAGAUCGCGGUGUGAUCAUGUCUGGCAGAGGCAAGGGCGGGAAGGGGCUCGGCAAGGGCGGCGCCAAGCGCCACCGCAAGGUGCUGCGCGACAACAUCCAGGGCAUCACCAAGCCGGCCAUCCGCCGCCUGGCGCGGCGCGGCGGCGUCAAGCGCAUCUCAGGGCUCAUCUACGAGGAGACGCGCGGCGUGCUCAAGGUCUUCCUGGAGAACGUCAUCCGCGACGCCGUCACCUACACCGAGCACGCCAAGAGGAAGACGGUCACGGCCAUGGACGUGGUCUACGCGCUCAAGCGCCAGGGACGCACCCUCUACGGCUUCGGCGGCUAAAGUUCUCUGACGUUAGACUUCGCUCUUACAACAACCCAAAGGCUCUUUUCAGAGCCACCCACGCUGUCAAGGGAAGAGCCUUUAUCACUGUUGAUUAUGCAAUAACAAUCUUCCACUUAAUUGGUGUAGAAAUUUUUCUUACCGUAUAUUCGGGCAACACCCGUUAAGUUCCUUCGUAAUUAAAUACCGAGGAAAAGCAGAGAUAGUUCAGCAUGCAA